Lethenteron reissneri (Far Eastern brook lamprey) is the source of this 3553-nucleotide messenger RNA. It is a transcript of the gene DHDH, whose product is annotated as dihydrodiol dehydrogenase. Gene Ontology annotation, molecular function: nucleotide binding. NCBI's taxonomy places the organism in Eukaryota, Metazoa, Chordata, Hyperoartia, Petromyzontiformes, Petromyzontidae. The record is from RefSeq and is a predicted model, not a curated record.
CGCUGGAAUGUAAGCCAGUACUUUUACAACGCUGGGCUGACUGAACGCAAGGUACAAUGGCUCCAGCUACCAGAUGGGCGAUCUGCUCAGCUGGAAAGAUCAGCCACGACUUUGUGGUCGCAUUGAGAACCCUGCCUGCUGAUGAGCAUGAGGUGGUGGCUGUGGCAGCUCGUGACAAGGAGCGUGCACAGGAGUUUGCGACACGGCAUGGCAUAGCACGCGCAUAUGGCUCCUAUGAAGAGCUGGCAGCCGACCCCGACAUGGAUGUAGUGUACGUGGGCGCCAUCCACCCACAGCACUCCCCUCUGACCUUGAUGAUGCUGCGUGCGGGAAAACAUGUGAUGUGUGAGAAACCGCUCACCAUGACCCUGGCGCAGACGAAGGAACUCACCGCCACAGCACGCAGCACUCGCCGCUUCCUCAUGGAGGCCUUCUGGUCGCGCUUCUUCCCCGCGUACGAUGAGGUGCGAGCAGCGCUGGCGGAGGGCCAGGUGGGAGAAGUGCAAGUGGUACGCACGGAGUUCGGGGUGAGGAUGUUGAACGUGCGUCGCGUGGUGGAACCUGAGCUGGGUGGAGGAGCCCUGCUCGACAUCGGCUGCUACUGCCUGCAGUUCAUCUCCAUGGCGUUCGGCGCCGAGCGCCCACUGUCCAUACAUGCCUCUGGAUUUCUCAACGCAAACGGUGUUGAUGAGACUGUGACGGUGGUGCUCAAGUACUCACGAAAGCGCAUGGGCAUCUUCACCUGCAGCUCCGCAUACAAGCUAGCCAAUGAGGCCUGCAUCUUUGGCACCAAGGGUUCAAUCAAGAUCCCUGAUACGAUGUGGAGUCCAUCGAAAGUGAUAAUCAAUGGAGAGGAGAAGGAAUUUGUGCUGCCCCCACCGUCCAUACCACUCAACUUCAUAACUAGCACCGGCAUGAGAUACGAGGCUGCUGAGGUCCGCCGCUGCCUCCUGCAGGGUCUUACGGAGAGUCGCGUAAUGCCUCUGGAAGAGAGCGAGCUCCUGGCUGGAAUUAUGGACGAGAUUCUGCAGCAGCUGGCAGCAGUUUGACGUCACUGGUGUCCAGGGGAGAACCACCGUUAGCAGCUACAAACCGCAAACACCAAUUACAACCAUUUUUCCCACAGCCAUACGUGAUAAUACAACAAAAACUCAACACACUCACCAAAAAAUCGGCGACGUUAUGACACUAUCAGCAAUAAUCUCCAACAACAGUCACAAAAAACUAUCCACCAACCAUAUCCAUCAACCAAAAUAACUAUUGCAAACAGAACCUUCAGUCAGCAAUUCUGUACUGGUCUUGUGCCUUUUAAAGGUUGUUUUCCUCUCAGUGCUUUACAUGAGCAAAUAACUUACGUCUGUGAAAUGCAGUUAAUGCAUGCACAAUAGGGCUCGUGCAACUAUAGUUUGGAUGUGUGCUAUAAGGUAUGUUUUUUUGUAACAAAAUUGCAAGGGAGAGUUCACUCAUACCUCACUCCUUUGGCCUACACAGCAGAGGGCAGCACUUUCUCACCCACUCCGCAUAGUUUGUCCCAUAGCAAUCAAACAUAUACAGGGUGUUUGAAAAAUAUUGACCCGAUUUGAACUGCCUAUGAAUUAAACUCUUACCACUUAAAAGGGCGGGGCAUAGAGUUUCAAAUGAUUACCGCUAGAUGCCUCUCCCAUCGCACAAACAGCCCCUAGCCUCAGUCAUUCGCAAGAUGGUGACCCUGCAACACAAGGCAUUUUGCGUUCUGCAGUUCAGCAAUACUGAAUCCAUAAUUGCGGUGCAGCGUGCGUUUCAACGGCGUUUUGGCAUUGAUCCGCCAAUCUCAAAGAGCAUUCCUCAUUGGUACUGACAAUUUAAGGAAACAGGCUGUUUAUGUAAGGGGAAGAGCACAGGGCGACCAUGCACCUCAGAGGAAAACGUGAGAAGAGAGGCGUUUGGGACGAAUUCAACUAUCGUCUCGAUGUUGUCCGUACAGCAGGUGGAUGGCACAUAGAGCAUUUAUAAAAUGGUUAGUAAAACUUGAUAACUCAUUAGACCGUUUGUAACUUUGUGUGUAAUUGUAACAUGUUGCCAUCGUGAAAUAUGCUGCUUUGAAAUUGGGUCCAUCAUUUAAAACACACUGUAUUUUAAUUCUCAAAGGUGAAAUUCAUCCAAGUUAAGUGCAGAAGCAAAUUCAUUCUAAUGGUUUUAUGUGCAGUCAAUGGUGACCGGGAUGAGACCAUAAACUCGCUACACUUGAGGACCCAGUUGAAUCCCAGGUGAUUACCUGAGUUUGAACCCAAGAUCUUAGCGGUACCAGAUUAAGCCCCUUGAUGUUAAUGUUAAAUACAUUAAGGAUUUUUUAUCAUGACUUAAAGCUUUCGUGACUGCAGGAAUAACCUAUCUACGUGACUUUACCGAAAGAAUAUGUAAUACAUUUCAGAGUAUUAUCAUGCAUUAAUCAGAAUUAAAGAUUUCAUAGCCAACAAAAUGGCAUGGCCAAUAAUUUUGUAACAGUAAAGCAAAACUGCACUUCAGUACGGCAUAAUUAGGCAUAUUUAUUGCUAUGGGAUUAUGGAAAAUUUCUCCUCACCACUGCAGGACCUCUGAAAGUAGGAAUUGUCAUCUCUCAAUGCAUGUAUAUAAAUACAACCUGCCCCGUUCAUGAACAUUCCUAACUGGUAAUGUGCAUCAACUGAGACAAAAUAUUACGUUUAAUAGUAUGAUGAUACAGGACACAUCCUCCAUGUUGCUUUACAGUGCUACCUUUUGAAAGGCCACCUUUGUCCAAGGAUGGUGAUGGCUGAGAUUGCGGCUACGUGCCACCAGAGGGCAUGUGUUACCAGGUUUCUGUGAGGAAGGCAGUUCAGCAUCUCAACGUGCAUUCCCGUAACCACCCAUUUCUUCCAACAUAAAUUAGUAUGGACAUUCACCAUCACCAGCCAUUGUCAAUCUACUGCUGGAUGAAGCCCUUCCCCAAACUGGUGUCUUAUCACGAUCCUGCUUGGCUGCCAAUCCAUUAUUAUUCUUGACCAUGGGACAAACAAACAAAAUGAAAAUGUAAUUCCAUACCAUAGGCAAAUCUGUCACGAGGGUACAGCGAAUUUGAGCGACCGCCCAAGGCCUGCGCUUCGAUGUCACGGGUGUCAGAUGUAAUACUUCAGGUUUACCUUUUAAAGCGUCGGGGGACCCACGGUGGGAUUUGCCCUGGGUCUUUCACCCCCCUAUGAACUGCCCUGACCAUAGGGCAUUUGUGCUCAUGAUAUACAAUCACGUAUCAAUUUAAUGAACUGUAGGUAAGCUCAUUUGUUUUUGUUUACUUGUACACAAAAGAGCCUGCAGCUUAGUAGGCAGUAAGAUGCACUGUUGCGCGCCUAAUAUUUCAUGAGCAUGUCAACGUAUCCUCGAGGAAUCAGGAUUUGAAUGAACACAUCCACGUAUACGGUGGAAAUCUACAACCUUACAAUUCUGAAAGCAAUAGAAAGCAGUUUUGUGAUUUAUUAUAUUCCUGAUUAACUGACUGUUGCCUGUACUACUUAAAAGGUGAAAUGUACUUGAUUGGAUUUCAAUAAACUCUCCGCUUCCA